AUGCGUCCAAACCUUCUACCAGGUUACAGGUUUUGCCCUUCUGAUCAAGAGUUGAUAAUUCAUUAUCUUGACAAGAAAGUCAAGAAUGAGGCUGUCGUCUAUACUUUUGCUGUCAAUGAUUUUGAUCUUUAUAGCAAGCAUCCUUGGGAGAUCUGGGACAUGUUUGGUGGAAACAAUUUGGUUUCUGAGUUCGAUAAGGAUCAAGGCCUGUUUUUCUUUACUCAACUGAGGAAGAGGAGUGGUAAGGAUUCAAGAUUUUGUAGGUCUUUUGGAGAUGGAACUUGGCAUGGAGAGGAUGCUGGUGCUCUGAUUAAAACCGCCGACACAAAACUAUCUAUUGGGUUGAAGAAACGAUUUACCUAUAAGAAUUCGAAAUCCCCUCAUGGUAGAAAGUGGAUUAUGUACGAGUUCAGUCUUGUUGGACAUUCAACAGAUUAUGUGUUGUGUCAAUUAAAAAAGAAUGACAAGGAUAAGAAAUUGUCAGAAUCUGAGACCGCAAUUGGUCUCCCAGAACAUAAAAACAAGAAGAGGAAAUCGGAAGCAAGUACUAGGAGGAAAAAUCCACGAUCAAAGAAGCCAAAACCUUCUUCUUCUAAUGCCCUUGAAUUUGGGGUUUCAAAAUCUCAUUGGGCUAACUCUGAAUUAAUAGCAGCAAAUCCUAUUAUUAUAGAAUUGACUGGAGAUGAUGUGGCUGAUGAGAUUUGUUACUUGGAGGAAUCUGAGAAGGCUUCCACGACUGAAAAUAAUGUAAUUAUCUCUUAUGCAGCUAAAGGAGAACUUUCUGGUGUUCAUGGGUUUACUGACUACAGGAGACUUGCACCAUCACCAGUACUGCUACCAAGUACUGAUUGCGAGGAUUGUGAGGAGCAGCAUGGGGUUGACAAACUUGUAGGAGAAACACAAUCACAGAGCGAGGUUGGUGGGGUUUUGUCUAAUUUGAUGCAUGAGAUAGAAGAGACUGAAAUAGGCUCGUUUGAAGAGUUCUGGAGCAUACCUGAUGAUCGGGAAGUUGCUGGUUUGAUUAUGGAGUUACGCCGGCCGAUAUAA
Dovyalis caffra is the source of this 1047-nucleotide messenger RNA. The record is from the annotation of a GenBank genome assembly. Lineage: Eukaryota; Viridiplantae; Streptophyta; Magnoliopsida; Malpighiales; Salicaceae.